Messenger RNA from Limanda limanda (common dab), 7690 nucleotides. It is a transcript of the gene dock8, whose product is annotated as dedicator of cytokinesis 8. The record is from RefSeq and is a predicted model, not a curated record. The transcript is spliced from 48 exons. Gene Ontology annotation, biological process: positive regulation of establishment of T cell polarity; small GTPase-mediated signal transduction; positive regulation of GTPase activity. Gene Ontology annotation, cellular component: cell leading edge. Gene Ontology annotation, molecular function: guanyl-nucleotide exchange factor activity. Lineage: Eukaryota; Metazoa; Chordata; Actinopteri; Pleuronectiformes; Pleuronectidae. The coding region runs from base 168 to 6446 and encodes 2092 amino acids.
AUCGAACCUGUGGCCGCAGACUCCAUCAUGACGGAGGAGCAGCAGCGGAGAGGAGGCGGAGGAGGAGGAGAAGCGGAGCGUCAGUGACAGAGAGGCGGUGAGAGAGAGAGCAGGCGAGGGGGAGGAUCCGACCAGCAGCACCGCUCCACGGAACUGGUCCCAGUCACAUGGCUUCACUGGGAAGCGCAGAGAGACGAGCCUUCGCCCUCAAGAUCAACAGGCACACCUCUGCAGAGAUCAGGAGACAAUAUGGGAACCAAGGCGUUUAUCACAGCCGGUCCAACUCCAAUGCUUCGGCCUCAGUUUGCCUCACUGUGCCCCAGUCGUAUGAAGCGGUGGAGCCCCUGGACCUGGAGGAGUUCCUGAUGUCACAGCUACGAAGUGGAGACUCUGACCUGAUGCAGGAGCUUGGAGACUUCCCAGAGGAUGACCUGAAAGUGGAGCAGGUGGAGAAGGAGUGUCGCACCGUCAGAUACUCUGUUCCUGAAGAUGGAGUGGAGUUGGAGCCCCACGUCAGAGACUGUGUGAAGAGUUACAUCCAGCCCUGGCUUGUGGUCUCUCGGAGGUGCCAGGGGGAUGGUUGGGGUGCGUACUCGGAGCGAGCUGGCCUCCACAAACUCCUUCGGAAACAGACCUUUGAGUCCGAUGUGCAGCCUGAAGACCAAGAGAAACCGGUCAAGUCUCCGUCUCUGGCCGGGCUGAGUGAUGACUCUGGCCGAACGCUGACCUCCUCGGACUUCAACCUGCGGAGUUUGACUCCCGACCAGAGGGUGGAGGGUCUGCUGGCCUACAGCAGCCAUGAGGAGCUGGACCGCUUCAACCAGGAGUCGCGGCAGGGAAACAGACACCCUGAGCUGUUUGCACUGUACCCGCCAGCUGAUGAGGAAGAUGCAGUGGAGAUCCGGCCCAUUCCAGACUGCCCCAAGGAACACACUGGAGACCGCAUCCUGGUCCGAUGCCAUGCCAUCAAGUUCGAGAUCGACAUUGAGCCUGUAUUUGCCACAAUGGCCUUGUAUGACCUGAAAGAGAAGAGAAAGAUAUCAGAGAACUUUUACUGUGACCUGAACUCAGAACAUUUGAAGAGCUUCUUGAAACCUCACACGCCCCAUGUGGAUCACUCCACCCUGGCCAGAUCUGCCAUCUUCUCCAUCACCUACCCCGCCCCAGAUAUCUACCUGGUCAUCAAGAUCGAGAAGGUUCUGCAGCAGGGAGAGAUCAGCCAGUGUGCUGACCCGUACACGAUGUUUAAGGAGUGUGACUCUGCAAAGAACAAGGACAAGCUUGACAAGCUGCGAGGCCACUCGGAGUCUUUCUGCCAGAAGCUGGGUCGCUACCGGAUGCCUUUUGCUUGGGCGACCUUGAAUGUCAUGGACUACAUCUCCACUAACGCCUUAGACCGCGAUGUCACAGACUCUGAUAGCCUGAGAGUCAAGUCCAGCAGCUUUGACCGGAAAGGGCAGCUUCCCAGGAGGAACUCUGAGCGCUACAGCACCAUCGAGGAUCAAUCCUGCAACGUUUCUGCCUUCAAACCUGUGACCAUCACUAUCAGCACCAUCUUCAAACAGGAGGGAGAUCGCCUGAGUGAUGAGGACUUGCUCAAGUUCUUGUCUGAUAUCAAGAAAAACUCCACUUCACAGAGAAGAAUCAAGACGAUUCCAGGUUCCAUAAAACUGGACAUGUCUCCAGUGCACGACACGCCUCUUGCAUGUUUGUCCACCGAGCUCAUCCCUCUCAUACCAGUGUCUGAGAAAAACAUUCGUCCAGUCAAGGAGGUGCUGGAGUUCCCCUCCAGCGAGGUUUAUGUCCCGCACAACAUUUACAGGAACCUGCUCUUUGUCUACCCGCAGAGGCUCAACUUUGUCAACAGACUGACAUCAGCCAGAAACAUCACAGUCAAAAUCCAGUUCAUGAGCGAAGAGGACCCGGCCUCUUCUCUGCCUGUGAUUUUUGGCAAAUCCACUGGCCCUGAACUCUUGGGGGAAGUCUACACCCCUGUUACCUACCAUAACAAGUCCCCCGACUUCUAUGAGGAAGUGAAGCUGGUUCUUCCAGCACGUCUGACGCAGAGACAUCACCUGCUGUUCACCUUCUACCACAUCAGCUGCCAGCAGAAACAGAACCAGAGCGGCAGCUGUGAGACACUCAUUGGAUACUCUUGGCUGCCCAUACUGAAUAAUGACCGACUGCAGAACGGUCAGUUCUGUCUGCCCAUCGUCUUGGAACGGCUACCUGUCAACUAUUCUCUGCACACGCCGGAGAAACUUCCUUCUCAGGUUCCUCCAGUCAAGUGGAUGGAAAGUCACAAAGGGCUUUUCAACCUGGAGAUCCAGGCCGUGUCGUCUGUACACACACAGGACAACCAUCUGGAGCGUUUCUUCACCCUCUGCCACGCCCUGGAGGGUGGAGCUACAUUCCCUCUGCGGGUCAGGGAGGAGAAAAUUCCAGAGAACAAGCUGGAGCAUGAGUUGAAGCUCAGCAUCGUCUCUCUGUCCUCCUCCAGACUAGAGCCGCUGGUCCUCUUUCUCCACCUGGUGCUGGAUAAACUCUUCACGCUCAUCAUGCAGCCCAUGGUCAUCGCAGGCCAGACUGCCAAUCUGGCCCAGAUAGCCUUCGAAUCAGUGGUGUCCAUUGUCAACAGUCUUCAUAACAGCCAGGAGCUGAUCCGGGACCAGCAGGGCAGGAACAGCCUCCUGGCGACCUACCUUUACUGGGUGUUCUGUCUGCCUGAUCCCCCUCGAGAAGUCCAGAAUACAGUUACAGGGAGUACGAUGGCUCCUGCAGAGAGCCGUUACAGCACCAUGGGUCGGGCCACAGCAGUCACAGUGGGGAAUAUGCUUCUCCAGUCCCGAAUCCGCAGCAGCAGCAACCCCGACAUCCCGGCUCCGCACAUGUCUGCUGAAGAUGCUGAGAUCAAAAGCAUCUUCUCUGCCAAGGGUAGCAACAACCCAGGCUGCCGUAUGUCCACCUACUCGGAUGUCAACAACCACGUGAGCACGGCAGGAGGCACCAGGCCCUCCAACAGGAAGCAGUUUCAUGAGGAGCUCGCCCUGCAGAUGGUCGUCAGCACGGGCGUCUGCAGAGAGAACGCCUACAAAUAUGCCUGGUUCUUCUUCGAGCUGCUGGUGAAAAGCAUGGCUCAGCACGUGUCUCAGCUGGACAAGCAGAACGUCCCACGAAGAAAUCGCUUCUCCGACCGAUUUAAAGACGACAUCACCACCAUCGCCUCCGUGGUUACAGCUGAGAUUGCCACCAUCCUCGUCAAACAACAGAAGGAGGUAGAGCAAGCGGAGAAAGUCAACAUCAGCCUGGCCUUCUUCCUCUAUGACCUCCUGUCCCUCAUGGACCGAGGAUUUGUUUUCCAGCUGUUGAAAAACUACUGCAACCAGAUGUCGGCUAAAAGUGUUUCAAUGCCGACAUUGAUCACCAUGCGUCUGGAGUUCCUGCGAAUCCUGUGCAGCCACGAGCACUACCUCAACCUGAGUCUCUUCUUCAGCAGCCCGACCUCUGCCCCCGCCUCACCAUGUCCAUCCAUCUCCUCACAGAGUUCCGGCUCGUGUAGCUUCCAGGAGCAGCAGAGGAUCUUGGGGCUGUUUGAGCUUUCUCAGGAUUUCAAGCAGCAGCAUUACCUCGCGGGUCUGCUGCUGACGGAGCUCAGCGCUGCCUUAGACAUGGAGUCAGAGGGGGGAAAGGUCCAAAGAAAAGCCAUCAAUGCCAUCUAUAGCCUGCUGUGUUCUCAUGAUCUCGACCAUCGUUGUAUUAAACCUGAGGUCAGAGCCAAGGUGGCCGCUCUCUACCUCCCCCUGGUGGGGAUUAUCAUCGACUCCACCAAUUAUCUGGACUUCACUGUUUCUGAGACUCGAGGCGGGAAAAACAAGAUGGGCAUAUCUGACGAUGACCUUGAAAAUGUGCCACCCAUCAAUCAGUCUGUUGCCAUGGCGAUAGCUGGGAACCCAUUCAACACGCUGGGCCGGAAUGUUCUCGUUUCCAUGGCGUCCAUGCAAGGUAAAUCCGUAGCCACCCUGGCGGCAGACACCAGUCGCCACCUGUUGGUGUGUUUCCUGUGGGUGAUAAAGAACGCAGACAGGAGUGUAAUUCAGCGCUGGACUGUGGACAUGCCUCCGUCACAGCUCAACAAGCUGCUGGAGCUCCUCACCAUCUGUGUGUCCUGCUUCGAGUACAGGGGGAAGCAGAGCACUGACAAAGUGAGCACCCAGGCCUUACAGAAGUCCCAGCAGGCCAAGCUGCAGCUGGAAGAAGCCCUGCUGAGAGGAAUGGGAGCCCGCGGGGAAAUGAUGAAACGAGUCGGAGGAAUGGACAGGACCAUGGGUCAGAGAGAGAACCUGCGCUGGAGGAAAGACCUCACCCAGUGGAGACAGACCAAUGAUAAACAGGACAAGACUAAGGCAGAGUUGGACCAGGAGGCUCUGAUCAGCGGGAACUUGGCCACAGAGACAAACCUCAUUGUACUGGACCUGCUGGAGACCAUCGUACAGGCGGUGCCAUUGGCAGACUGUAAGGACAGCGUGGUCGGCGGAGUGUUGAAAGUGUUACUUCACUCUCUUACGUGCAACCAGAGCUCCACUUUCCUCUCUCACACGUUCAGCACGCUCAGAGGACUCGUUGUCAAGUUCGGGGACCUGUUGUUUGAGGAGGAGGCGGAGCAGUGUGCAGACCUGUGCCAGAAGGUGCUUCAGUACUGCAGCAGCCCUGUUGAUGAGAACAGGAGCCAGGCCUGUGCCACGCUCUAUCUUAUCAUGAGAUACAGCUACAGCAAUGCCAGUAACUUCUCAAGAGUGAAGAUGCAGGUCACCAUGUCUCUGGCCUCGCUGGUGGGCAAGUCCUCCGACUUCCAGGAGGAAUACUUACGAUGCUCGCUCCGCACCAUCCUGGCCUAUGCAGAGGAGGACACAGAGAUGCAGAACACGCAGUUGCCCUCACAGGUAGACGAGCUGCUCAGGAACCUCAACAGUAUUUUAUCGGACACAGUGAAAAUGAGGGAGUUCCAGGAGGACCCAGAGAUGCUCAUGGACCUCAUGUACAGGAUUGCGAAGGGCUAUCAGACAUCUCCUGACCUGCGACUGACCUGGCUGCAGAACAUGGCAGAGAAGCACAACAACAGGAAGUGUUACACCGAGUCGGCCAUGUGUCUGGUGCACGCUGCUGCCCUGGUGGCCGAGUACCUCAGCAUGCUGGAGGAUCACAAGUACCUGCCUGUUGGGAGUGUCACCUUCCAGAACAUCUCCCCCAAUGUGCUGGAGGAGUCGGCGGUGUCGGAUGACAUCCUGUCCCCGGACGAGGACGGCGUGUGUUCGGGACGCUACUUCACCGAGAGCGGCCUGGUGGGAUUGCUGGAGCAGGCGGCCGAGCUCUUCAGCAAUGGCGGUCUCUACGAGGCGGUGAAUGAAGUCUACAAGGUCAUCCUACCGGUCUUAGAGGCUCACAGAGAUUUCAGGAAACUGGCAUCCACUCAUGACAAACUACAGAGAGCCUUUGACAACAUCAUUAAAAAGGGCCAUAAGAGGAUGUUUGGAACCUAUUUCCGGGUGGGUUUUUAUGGGGCCAAGUUUGGUGACCUGGACGAGCGAGAAUUCAUUUACAAGGAGCCAGCGAUCACACAUCUGCCUGAGAUAUCACACCGGCUGGAGAACUUCUACAGUCAGUGUUUUGGAGAAGAGACGUUGCAGAUGAUCAAGGACUCGACGCCAGUGGACAGAAAGAAACUGAACCCCUCCAAGGCGUACAUCCAGAUCACUUACGUGGAGCCCUACUUUGACGACUACGAGAUGAAAGACCGGCUGACAAACUUCGAGAAGAACUUCAACCUGCGGCGCUUCAUGUACACCACGCCCUACACCAAGAGCGGGAGGCCGCGGGGCGAACUGAACGAGCAGUACAAGAGGAAAACCCUCCUCACCACCAUGCACGCCUUCCCUUACGUCAAGACGCGCAUCAACGUCAUCCAGAAAGAGGAGUUUGACCUGACCCCGAUCGAGGUGGCCAUAGAGGACAUGCAGAAGAAGACGAGAGAGCUCGCGGUCGCCACCCACCGGGAACAGCCUGACGCCAAGAUGCUGCAGAUGCUGCUGCAAGGCUCGGUGGGAGCCACGGUCAACCAGGGCCCGCUGGAGGUGGCCCAGGUCUUCCUGAAUGAGAUCCCAGCGGACCCCAAGCUCUUCCGCCACCACAACAAACUGCGCCUGUGUUUCAAAGAGUUUAUAAUGAGGUGUGGCGAGGCAGUGGAGAAGAAUAAGCACCUGAUCACGUUUGACCAGAAGGAAUACCAGCAAGAGCUGAAGAAGAACUACAACCGCCUGAGAGAGAACCUGAGGCCGAUGCUGGAGAGGAAGAUUCCCGAGCUCUACAAGCCCAUCAUCAGGCCUCGGCUGGAGAACAGGGAUUCCUUCAAACGUCUAAGUUUUCGCAGAAAUCAGGAAGAAAACUCCUGAGACGCUGUGGCUCAUCUGGGAGCGGAGGGUGAGACUGUCACACAGCCCAGAGAGGAAAAGAGAAGACGAGAUGAAAGGAACUGCCGGUGAUACCGUAGCACUCCUUUUGUGUGGGAGCAGCACAUUGUGUCCAACAACGAUCCAGCAGUGUGUGUGUUUGUGUGCUGCAUGUCCACGUUUAUGAUUUUACAGCUGUUUGUUACGAGAGGUUAAAGGAGAGUGAGCACACAGAAAAGAAAAACAGAUUGGUUGGAUUCUCAAGCAAAGUGUAGCUUAUUGAGCACUCACUGUAAAAUCCUCAGACACUUUCGCUCUGUUGAUUUCCUUUUUUAUAAAGAUAACUGCAAGUCCUAAUAAUGCUGCAAACAUUUCCUCUAGUAGAGACGCAGACUGGAGUUCCUCACCGAGGUCCUUGCUGGCCCAGGGCCUGUAUGUGUGCCAGUAAUGAUCCUGUCCUGUGUUUGUACGUGUAUGUAAAUGUAUGGAUGGAUGGACGUGUGUUUGUUUAGAUCAUGUUUGGAGUAGGAGAUUUUAGUGCCAUACUGAAGUCACUUCGUACUCGGUGAUGAUAAAUGAUUUUGUCAUGUGGUAAAGGGCCUCUGAAAUUCCACUCUGUGCCAGGUUAGAGUAGCAAGGGUAUGGAUGGAUUUCUGCACAAUAGAAAAAGUCGAUACGAUUGCCUGUGGUAGCUCUCGAGGCCAUUCUUGUCCCGUCGUCGGACAUACAGAACCUGAUCAUGUAGCUUAACUUAUGAAGAGUGAUGUCAUGUAACUUCACAGGACGCAAAUAGAGGCUCUUAUUUACUCAUACCUUCUCUUUAAAAUCCACAUUUUGUAUAUAGUAGAGGUAUUAUUCCAUGAGAUGUUUACAAAGGUAUGAAAAACUAUUAAGCAUUUUAUUUUAUGGAAUAUGUAUUUUUUAGAUAAAUAACAGCAAUAAUGAUACUACUUGGAAAUAUUAUUCAGUAGGCAGGACUCAGUGAGUGGGCUUUUACAACCUCAGUGUAUGUUCCUGUAGUUUCAGUACCUGUUUGUAGAUAGACCAAUUCCAACGAGACACGUAGUGCCAAAUCAAAUUAUUUUCUUAUUUACUUAGGAACUGAGAUCCUUAACCAGGAAUGCAAUAAUUUGAAAAAGUCACUCCACUGCUUGGCAAUGUGAAUCGUGUUAACUCUGUCUGAAUACAUUCCAGAAGAGAAAUGUAAACUACUGCUUCGGAGUAUUAAAAAAAAAGUGACAACCUGA